Rubroshorea leprosula is the source of this 1412-nucleotide messenger RNA. Lineage: Eukaryota; Viridiplantae; Streptophyta; Magnoliopsida; Malvales; Dipterocarpaceae. The record is from the annotation of a GenBank genome assembly.
CCACAAGUCCCACUACAUCCACAGUCAGUGUCAGCUAAGGCUGGUCAUGAAUACUGCAUGAUUAGUUCUUGCAAGCAUAAAAAAGAAGUUAGACUUAGUACUUUAAAUGGUUUUCAGUCACAUACUACUUUCCCCUGGUUUUUAGUUGGCAGUAAAGCAUUUGUUUAAAGUUACAUUUUAUGUUUGAGGUAAUAUCUCUAAAAUGACUUAGAUUGUAGCUUGUUAUCCAUGUCACACUAUGUUAUUGUUGUGGAUUUAUGGCGAAAUCAUAUUUUAGACUCAAUCCCGUUCCCCCCUUUUUUUUUUGGUACUGAUAUGGAAUAUGGAUAUCAGUACAAGUCAAUUUUUUCUUUUUGUUGUUUCUACAACAGGAAUAAGAGCCUUGAGAUCAAACCUUCUGGAAAGAUUGCUUCAGGUACAAUAGAGAUUCCAUUCUCCAUAAUUUUGAGAAAACCUGGGGAAGAUAACUUAGAAAAGUUCUAUGAAACCUUUCAUGGAUCAAACAUUAGCAUCCAGUAUUUGCUAACUGUAGAUAUAACAAGAGGAUACCUGCACAAAUCAUUAUCUGCCACAAUGGAGUUCAUCAUAGAAACUGAUAAGGCUGAUAUCUUUGAGCAACAGAUCUCUCCUGAAAUGGUUAUCUUUUACAUCACUCAGGACACUCAAAGACAUCCUUUACUUCCUGUACUAAAAUCGGGUGGCUUUCGAGUUACUGGAAGAAUUUCAACUCUGUGUUCUUUGUUAGAUCCCAUCAGUGGUGAGUUAACUGUAGAAGUAUCUGCAGUUCCCAUUUCUUCCAUUGACAUUCACUUGCUUCGUGAGGAGUCGAUUCUUCUUGGGGAUAAAAUUGUAACUGAAACCUCCUUGAUACAGACUACUCAGGCAUCUGAUGGAGAUGUCUGUCGUAACGUGACUUUGCCAAUCCACGUUGUUCUCCCCCGUCUUUUAACUUGUCCAACCGUCUUAGCUGGUCCAUUCUCGGUGGAGUUCAAAGUUCUGAUUGUCAUAACCUUCCAAUCGGAGUCAUCCAAAUUGCAUUCAAAAUCAGAUCCAACUGCCCCAAGAAUGUGGACGGCAGUGGAAACUCUACCACUGGAACUUAUUCGAACAAAAUGAGACUGUCAGCUUGAAGUCAAGGCAAAAAUUGAUCAACAGACAGUUCUAGACCUUUAUGAAAUCAGUUGGUAAUGAGCAUAAAUACAGUGAGAGUGUGAAAAUCUGUGAGCACGUGUUUUUAUUUGUGAGAUAUACAAACUCCUACACUUGUAAUCAUCGUUUUGACAAUUCUGAAAUAUCUUUGCAUCGGUGGUGGCUUGGAGAUUUCAUGCGUGUUUGCCUAAAGUUAAGGCCUUUUUUUCCCUGAGCAUCAACAUUUUUAUUUUGGCCAUACAGCAUAAACGGUUCUAUAUCAC